Truncatella angustata is the source of this 3051-nucleotide messenger RNA. Its product is annotated as IQ calmodulin-binding domain-containing protein. The coding region runs from base 1 to 3051 and encodes 1016 amino acids. The record is from RefSeq and is a predicted model, not a curated record. Lineage: Eukaryota; Fungi; Ascomycota; Sordariomycetes; Amphisphaeriales; Sporocadaceae. The transcript has a single exon.
AUGCGGCGCGCCUCAGCAGACCUGACCGACGCGGCUCGGAAUAUCGAAGAGUCAGUUGGCACACCAUCUUCGGCCGCGAUAGACCCUGGAAUGGACAUGUCAAUUGCGCUGGAUGAGGAGGAAACCAGUACCGAUUUCACGCCGCCGCCACACAUUGCUGCCCGUUUCUACCGCCCGACACAGACUCGUCGCAAAGAAUCUGCUGCCUCCUCUCGCCGCAAUUCUAUAUCAUCAGUCCAGUCGCGCUCAUCGCACGGUUUCGGCAGCCGUAGCGACGAUCAUCAGAGCAAAUACAUCGCUCAACAAUUACGUCGUGCUUCCAUUCUUGAGGAUCGGAAGGCACGUCUUGCCGACCGCGCAGCGCACGCUGAGAAGGUCCGUCUGAGAGCACAGAUGGCAAAAACUGCGCAUCAGAGGAACUCAAAUUCGGAAGAGCGAGCUCUGGCGGCAGCACAGGCCAGGGAAAGCAAGCUUGCAGAAAUCGUAGCUGCUUGCGCUGAAGAAGUCAAGAGGGCAAAAGCUGUGGCCGAGAGCACAAGGGAGAAGAAGGAGCAGGCACAGCUUAAGCUGAGGCAGCAGAUCGCGGAGCGUGACGCCGAAGUCGAGAGGAGGAGGGAAGAGUCGCUACGCAGUAGACAUGUCGCCAAGCGGUCUCGCGGGCAAAGUGUGACGAGUAUGACAACGAAGAAGCCAAGUGUCGAGUCAAUCCCAGAAACCAGGGAACAGGAGGCUGUUGUGUUAUCGGAUAACGCUGCAGCCGCUAGAAUCAAAUGGUGGUUGCAGACUGCCUUGAGAAGGAAAGCUGUACAAGAAUUCUCGAAUCUUGGCCUGUCGGUCGAUAGCGUGCGGGACACAUCGUUCGAGAAAGUUGUCCAACUGCUCGCUGAAGAGAGAGUUUUGAUUACCGCAGCUCGCCUUCUGAGGACAUGUGGUCUCCAGGAGGGUGCGCCAGGGUCCAUAGAGGAAAUGGCUGCUGUGCGUACGUUUUUGAGCGCAUUCGUGAUCCUAGGGCACCCCACCCAGGUCCUUAGUAACAAGGACGACAAAGGAGAACAGGAGCAGGUUGGAUCUGUCCCUGGGCAACCCAUCCCUAGGGAUGAUCUUGCUAAUCCACAAUUACAGGAUCUAGUGGCCAAGGCCCGCGAUCUCUUGAUCGCGUUUGAGAAUAUACUGUCUCGCCUGACAUGGUUGAACAACUGGACGACGCCUCCAGCGCUUCGGGACGCGCUACCGGAAGCAUACGCGACCUUUCAUAACUCGUUCAUUGCAUGGAAAGCACGGGAUUCAAAUGCUCUAAUUGAAGUCAUGAUUCUGCAAUUCGUCGAGCUCGAUGCUAUCUUGCAAACUGUCAAAGACAGUACGGAAGAGGCUGUAUCGGAAACAUAUCGACAGAGUAUCAAUGACAACCAGUUGAAACUCAUGGCACGGAUCAAGAAGCUCGCUGGUGCUCAGCAAGGCAGGAAGAUGAUUUUCCAAGCCGUAAGAGAAGCAAGAAAAGCUCGACAAGCUAGAAAGCCAAUUGGCGACACGAAACCUCGCGGCGCCGAUGAUGAUUCGGUUGGCAGUACCAGUAUAACAAGAGACUCGGCGACUACAGAAAAUGCGGUUUCGGCACAACUACAAACUCUGACUCCACCCCCUACUCCGCAAAGUAAAAUGGAAGCAACGAAAACCGUGGUGCAGCCGGUAUAUCCCCCUAUACUUCCGGACAACAGGAUAAUAGUUCAUGAGCUGGCUAUCAAUCGAGAAUAUCGCAUCGAAUACCAGCAUUUCCAGGAGCAGCAUAAGUUACGGAUGGAUCCCAUGUUCCAGGACUUGAAGUCAGGUCCAAGGAGCGAGGAAAAGGAGUUCCAUUACCUGAUUGUUAUGGCUAGAUACAUUAAGGACAGACUGCAGCACCUCGUCAAGCCUGGUUCGUCGAUGCAUAAUUUCAUAGGCGAAAUCCUGGACACCGAGGUUGCUCAGCGCCAGUUUCUGGCCGGAAGCUUCUCCAUUGAGAAGUUUUUCUCAUCCAUGGGCUCACUGUUGCCUAAGCUCUGCGCUCCUGUCCGCGAUGAGGAAGUGAAAGAGUUGGUUGAAGCAAAACUCACCGAAGGACAUGUUGUUGAUCGACUGGAAGCACUCAUCGCGUUUAUCGACACGAUGCUGUACGAUUAUGCAAAUUACAUGAUGCAGGUUGCAGCACCAAACCUCAUUGAGCAUGCUUCAGCCUACGAGACCAAGCGGUUCGCAGAAGAAAUUGAAGCCGGCUCUAUCACCUUGGCUCGCGCUGAGAUAUCCUGGAAAGCAGCACGAACAAAAAUACUUGAAGAGGCCGCCCGCCGGGAUCCAGAGGGAGUCAAUCUGGCAAAAUCUCGCCCGACACCCGACAAGAUUUACUGGCAGAUGCUGCUUGAUGAAUUCACGCAACCUUCGCCAUCCCCUGAAUCGGUGCCAGAGCCUCUUGAGCUUGACACAAAGCGCCGUGCUCGUACUGGUGCGCAAAUACUAAAAAUUGCGACUGCUGGAGCGAUAUUGUUGCAGUGCAAGAAUAUGCUGAAGCGUGAUGUUCGAGCGCCGUGGAAGACGGAAGCCAAUCGUCUGGCGUUGGUUCUUGAAGCAGUGGAUGACAGCGAGAGGCCCAUGGAGCGAUCUACUGCCAUUGAUGGCAUCAUGGCAGCUCUGGAAGGUGGUCGUUCGAUGCCCACUGCGACCAAGGCGCAUCUCAGGGCACUGGUAACGAAAUUUUUAGAGGCUAGUGCUGAGGCGAAAUGCACCAAUACAGAACCCAGGGAGCCAGUUUUGCGUUUGCUAUUAACACGUAUGCGAAGCCACAUUCUGGCACGGCUGCAAGCUGGUUCAGCAAGUGAGAAGGUCAAGGCUACUAGUGCAGCUGGUGAGAAGCUCGCCGGUCUAGGACUUCCAGAAUUCGUGGAGAAAGUGAGAGAGCUCGUGGAAGAGUUGGUCAAGGUUGGUGCUAUUGAUCGAGAAGCACACGGCGUUUGGUGGGAGACUAUUGCAGAGAAGGUCGAUAGGGACGCCGCAGUCCCAGUUUCAGCACCUUCAGCUUGA